Molecule: messenger RNA, 2819 nt
Organism: Spizellomyces punctatus DAOM BR117
Lineage: Eukaryota; Fungi; Chytridiomycota; Chytridiomycetes; Spizellomycetales; Spizellomycetaceae
Exons: 6
Coding region: 373-2562 (729 amino acids)
Molecular function (GO): protein binding
Source: RefSeq, a predicted model, not a curated record
CAACAAGGAUUUUUUUUUUUUUGUUCGCAGUUUUAUACACGCAGCUACACGCUUAGUGACAGCGCCUUAUUCGACCAGCUAAAGCUGCAAAUCCGGCGGGUGCUUUUCUUGUUUUAUGCCGACCUGUCAAAAUCGUCCCUCGGUUUCGAAUCGGAUAGAUUAUCAAAGUGAUUCUUCCCAGCGGUCAUAGCACUCGCUCUUUACGUUUGACGUUGCACCGGAGAAAGCGUCUUCUUGUUGACCCAGUAUCCAUCAAAUUGCGGUAGCACUUUGGGUCGUUAGAACCUCCGAGGUUCAGGUGUUUUUGCCCAUUGUUAGCCCUUUGGACGUCAUCCCAGUCGCUGUUUGGACUCGACACUACCUCCUCACAGGAUGCCGCCGUGGAGGGGUAUCCUGGGGUGGGCUGUUUGGCCGAUACUAAUAGGAUGGGUGAACGGUCAGAGCACGACUGUGAACGUCCUAAUGAAGCCCUUGUUCUACGAUUCAACUGCGGACGAACUCAAUCAACUGAUCUCACUCAAGAAUCAGUUCUUCCAGUCCACUGGAAUAGAUAUUCGCUUUGACUUGCAACCACCUCAAACGGCAGAUCCUGCUGACUACUAUGCGUUUGUCCACCCCUUGCUCAGCAAAUCCGAUUCAACGUACGAUAUCAUUGCUCUCGAUGUGUCAUGGCUGGAGGAAUGGCCGGGGGCUUUUUUCAAUCUAUUCACAUGGGGCCCAGAGACCGGGCAGGCGCAGAUUGGGCAGGCGGUAAGUGACAGGGUUAGUGAGCAGUAUGCGGGCAUUGUAAAUAGUGAUGCGGUGAAGGGAAAUUUAGUUGCCUUGCCGAUGUGGACGGAUUAUGGAGUGAUAUACGCAAGAACGGAUUUGCUAGCAAAAUACAACGUGACGAUGCCGACGAGUUUGGAUGAUAUGGCCGCCGCUUGUGAAACCAUUUAUCCAGCUGAACUGGCUUCGCAUCGCUCUCUUCUGUGCUUUGUAGCCGGCUUUCAAGGGCUGGACAUUGUUGAGCUAUUUUCCGAACUUUUCAUGACCGUGAGCCCAUCCGGGGGCGAUCUGUUAAAGUUUGGCCAUCAAGUCGCAAUAAAUAACCCUCAAAAUCAAGGCGUUCUUAACGAACUAUUGGAAUGGAUUUCGAAAGGAUACAUCUCUCAAAAGACUCUCGCUUUUACCGGUACAAAGGCGCUACAAACCUGGUUGACCGGUGACGCCAUUUUCUAUCGGGGCUCCACUUCUGCGGCAAAGAGAACCUCGGAGGCAUUUGCCGGAAAGGGAUGGACAUAUAAAGUAAUCUCAGGCAACAGCCCCGGAGCGGCAAACCCGUUUGCCUCCGUACGAGGGGGAUAUCAUUUGGCAAUGCCACGAGCUGGAGGGCAUCAGAAUGAUACUCAGGUUAUUCAAGCCUUACUGUUCUUGACUGGAUCAGUGGUGCAGCAGGCGAGGGCCGCCACGUUCGGUGCACCCCCUACGUUAAAGACUUUGUAUAAUGAUUCAGCAGUCUGUGCCUCUGUACGCUGCGAUGUAAUUCCCAGUCUCGUACCAUUUAAUCUUCCAUCUAGCGCUGCUGCACCAGUUUGGAUUGAAGUAGCGCUUACAAUGUCAAAGUACUUUGCGGGGAUUCUCGCCGGUACAUACGCUGUCAGCGCCGGUCUUGAUGCCGCCACCACCGCGAUCAUGAAUAUUUUCAAUAAAACUUCAGAUACGGGUUUGGGAACAACCGCGAUAAUACUCAUAUCGGUUUUCAUGUCUCUAGCGGCGGUGGGACUUUUGGCGGGGACCGGAGUAAUUGUAUGGAAAAGGAAAACACGACGAAAGCAAAAGGAGGCUAAAGCCAGUAGUGAGAAGGCUGUGGCGGUAGACGAGGAGAGCCCUCCAACAAAUGGCCAGGCGUUACCACCGUUGGCAGAGAUCCCAGAGGCAACGAGAUUACAUGUAUCAGUACGUCCAGCUCGACGACCCGAAAGCGGGGAUGUCGCUGUUGGGAAUCAAAAAAUACCAGCAGACGGUGUAUCAAGCGCUGAACGAGGUUCCUACGAUCUAGGCGAAUACCGAGUAUAUGACAAAGGAAAGCCUCGAAGUCGAACAUCCUCCACCGAGGGCCAACUCACUCAAAAGUUCACCGUCAUCCACCCCUACAAACCCGUCAUGGGCGACGAAAUGGAAAUCAAACCCGGCGAUGUAGUCUCUGUGCGCUUAGCUUACGACGACGGCUACGCCUUUGGUCAAAUAGAAGGCAGCGGAGGUAAAGCUGGCGUCUUCCCGCUCGCCUGUCUCCUUCCGGUCGGUUUAGAAGUUGGGCUCCCAAGUCGGCUCGAGAGCGGCGCGAUGAAUAUGGCCGUCAUGCAGCACGCACCCGAAAAAGUGGAUUCCCUUGAAAUGCUAUUAUUGAGUGGUCGCAUCACGGAGCAAACGUAUCUGGCCCUGCGAAGGGAGCAAGAAGAAGAGUUACGGACUCAAAGGCAGAUUACGGCGUUGAGGGAGCGGCUAAGAGAUUCCAGUCUUGAGCAGGAGGAACGGAAAAAGUUGCAGCGAAGACUGGAUGAAUUGGAGUUGGGUAUUUAAAUGUGACGGUAGACAAAUAGUUUUUAGGAAUAGGUUGAGAGUGUCGGCGGGGAAGGGUAUCCAUCCUAUAAGGGCAAGGAAGGAUAUCUCGUUGCUUCCUGUAUCUUUUAGUUCCGCAUUUUUUUUUUGAUUUUCUAAUUUUAUUUUGGAGACAGACUGCAUUGUUUGGCUCAAGGAGUAUGUCCACAUUAUCUAGUGAUGUGCACGGUUACAGUUGUAGUAUUGUGGAUGGAGCGAGAACGGUGAGGCGAUUGGCC